AUGACGAUAACGAUUCAUGUCUUCGGAUGGCAUCCAGGAGCGAAAGAGCUCAUUGACCUGCGGCCCCAGAACGGUGGCUUCCCCAUCUUCGAUCAGGGGCAUCUCGGCAGCUGCACAGCGAACGCUUUGGCAGCAGCCUUCCACUUCACCCUCCACAAGAUGACGGUGGAGAACCACAAGGACUUCGCCGACUUCACCCCAAGCCGGCUGUUCAUCUAUUACAACGAGCGUCUUGUGGAGGGCAGCGUGAACCAGGAUGCUGGGGCGAUGAUCCGGGACGGCAUCAAGACGAUGUCCAAGGUCGGCGUCUGCCCGGAGAGCGUGUGGAAGUAUGACGACCAGCAUGACUUCUUCAAGCAGCAGCCCAGUGACAAGGCUUACGAGCUCGCACAAAAGUGCAAGGUCGUCGGCUAUGCCCGUGUGGCCCAGGACCUGAGCCAGUUCAAGAUGUGCAUCAAGAACGGCUACCCAUUUGUCUUCGGCUUUGCCGUCCUGACGAGCUUCCAGACAGCGGAGGUUGCCAGGACCGGCAAGAUGGUGAUGCCCCAGGCGACCGACCAACAGCUAGGAGGCCAUGCCGUCACUGCCGUGGGCUACGACGACUUCAAGCAAUGCUUCAUCGUCCGCAACUCUUGGGGAGAAGGGUGGGGCGACAAGGGCUACUUCUACAUGCCGUACGAGUACAUUUGCCACCCCGCACUUGCCCACGACUUCUGGGCUAUCAACUGGGUCGAGGGCUUCAAGAACACAACCACCCAGAACCCGGCCAAGAAGUGA
Molecule: messenger RNA, 777 nt
Organism: Symbiodinium sp. CCMP2456
Lineage: Eukaryota; Dinophyceae; Suessiales; Symbiodiniaceae
Source: the annotation of a GenBank genome assembly